This is a messenger RNA of Paramuricea clavata, 765 nucleotides long. The record is from the annotation of a GenBank genome assembly. NCBI's taxonomy places the organism in Eukaryota, Metazoa, Cnidaria, Anthozoa, Malacalcyonacea, Plexauridae.
AUGGCAGAAGUUGUUCCCCUCUUAAAAGAUGGGGAUCAUGAGAUCGCAGACAAUAAUCGUCCAGUGUCUUUGCUAAUUGCAGUAUCAAAGAUUUGUGAACGAGUUAUAUUGAAUCAAUUGACUGACGAUAUGUCACAAAGGAAAAGAUUUACUGAACACCAAAGUGGCAAUCGAAAAUUACAUUCUACAGAAACAUUAAACAUUUUUAUAACAGAUCAAAUCUUGCAGUCUAUGGAUCGUAAAGAAGUUACGGCCUUAGUUUUAAUAGACUUAUCCAAAGCAUUUGAUAGCAUAGAUCAUUCAAUUCUACUGGUGAAACUUCAAACCAUUGGUGUGUUUAAAUCAGUGUUGGCAUGGUUUAAAAGUUAUCUAUCGGGACGAAGCCAAAUAGUACGUAUUGGGUCGACAUUGUCGGAAACAUGUAUUAUAACUCGAGGGGUACCUCAAGAAUCUAUUCUUUGGCCGGCAUUAUUUAACAUAUAUAUUAAUGACCUGCCCAAUGUUCCAAAAGAGUCCUCUUUGUUCGGUGGCCCAUACGGGUCAACUCUUCUCCGUAGAAACUUGCACCUUCUCCGUACAAAUAUGUUGUUAUUCCAUGGAAAUCAAACUUCUCCGGAAAUAUUGCCGUUGUUCUGUCACGAAAAGCCUUUUCUCCGUAGAAAUAUGCAGUUUCUCCGUGGAAACACGCAACUUCUCCGUGGAAACACGCAGCUUUUCUGUGGAAACACCGCAGCUUCUCCGCGGAAACACGUAGCAUUUAUGUGA